CUGCAAAACUCUUAUAAAAAGAUUGAAAGAAAAUUAAGUCCUGAUACUGCCUGUCAUUGUUUGGAAUCAAAAACUACUUAUGAUGAGAAAGCUUUCAAAUGGAAACUGAAUGAAGAUGCAAUGGCUACUGAAAAGCUUGCUGAAGGAAUUAGGCAAUUUGCCAAAGACGGCAAAAACUUAUUGUCUAUGUUAAGGCAACGUUUAAUUAAUGAAGCUGCAAUGGUUAAUGAAAGUAUUGAAUUGUUUGUUCAACCUUUUCAAGAUGUUUAA
Messenger RNA from Dentiscutata erythropus, 270 nucleotides. NCBI's taxonomy places the organism in Eukaryota, Fungi, Glomeromycota, Glomeromycetes, Diversisporales, Gigasporaceae. The record is from the annotation of a GenBank genome assembly.